AUGCUGCCCCGCCGCGCCCCGGCGCCCGGUGCGCAGCUGCUGUCCGCGCCCGCCCUGCUGCUGCUGCUGCUGCUCGGCGCGGGGCCCCGCAGCGGCUGUCUGGCCAGCCCGGUGCCCGCCGCGUCCUUGUCCGUGUCGGGGCCAUGCGGCGCACAGCCCUGCCAGAACGGGGGUGUGUGCACCCCGCGCCCCGCGCCCGGCCCGCAGUCCCCGGCCACCGCCAGCGAUCCCGGCUACAGCUGCACCUGCCCCGCCGGGAUCUCUGGCGCCAACUGUCAGCUUGUUGCGGAUCCUUGCGCCAGCAACCCAUGUCACCAUGGCAACUGCAGCAGUAGCAACAGCAGCAGCAACAGCAGUGAUGGCUACCUCUGCAUUUGCAAUGAAGGCUAUGAAGGUCCAGUCUGUGAACAGGCGCUUCCCAGUGUCCCCGUCUCUGGCUGGACGGAGUCCAUGGCACCCAGACAGCUUCAGCCUGUCCCCACCACCCAGGAGCCUGACAUAAUCCUGCCCCGCUCUCAGGCCACCAUCACCCUGCCAACGUGGCAGCCAAAAACUGGGCAGAAGGUUGUAGAAAUGAAAUGGGAUCAAGUGGAGGUGAUUCCAGAUAUUGCCUGUGGGAAUGCCAGUUCUAACAGCUCUGCGGGUGGCCGUCUGGUGUCCUUCGAAGUGCCACAGAACACUUCAGUCAAAAUUCGCCAAGAUGCCACUGCCUCCCUGAUUUUGCUGUGGAAGGUCACGGCCACGGGAUUUCAACAGUGCUCCCUCAUAGAUGGACGGAGCGUGACCCUCCUCCAGGCUCCCGGGGGCCUCGUCCUCUUGGAGGAGAUGCUUGCCUUGGGGCACAAUCACUUCAUCGGUUUUGUGAAUGAUUCUGUUACUAAAUCUAUCGUGGCUUUGCGCUUGACUCUGGUGGUGAAGGCCAGCACCUGUGCACCAGGGGAGAGCCACGCAGACGACUUGGAGUGCUCGGGAAGAGGAAGGUGCACCACGAAGCCAUCAGAGGCAACUUUUUCGUGUAACUGUGAUGAUCAGUACACGGGUACUUUCUGUGAAGAAUUUGACGCCUGCCAGAGGAAACCCUGCCAGAACAAUGCGAGCUGUGUUGAUGUGAAUGAAAAGCAAGAUGGGGGCAACUUCACCUGUGUUUGCCUUGCUGGUUAUACUGGAGAGCUUUGCCAAUCCAAGAUUGACUAUUGUAUCCUAGACCCAUGCAGGAAUGGAGCAACCUGCAUUUCUGAUCUCAGUGGAUUCACCUGCCAGUGUCCAGAAGGCUACCUGGGCCCUGCCUGUGAGGAGAAGGUGGACCCAUGCGCCUCGGGGCCCUGCCAGAACAACGGGACCUGCUACGCCGAUGGGCUGCACUUCGGCUGCAGCUGCAGCGCAGGCUUCACGGGCCCAGCCUGCACGCAGCUCGUGGACUUCUGUGCGCUCAGCCCCUGUGCCCAUGGCACAUGCCGCAGCGUGGGCACCAGCUAUAAAUGCCUCUGUGACCCAGGCUACCAUGGCCUCUACUGUGAGGAGGAAUACGACGAGUGUCUCUCUGCCCCGUGCCUGAACGCCGCCACCUGCAGGGACCUUGUCAACGGCUAUGAGUGCGUGUGCCUGGCAGAGUACAAAGGAGUCCACUGUGAAUCCUACAAGGACCCCUGUGCUAACGUCAGCUGUCUGAACGGAGGUGCCUGUGACAGGGAAGGCCUAAAUGGCACAUGUGUCUGCGCACCUGGGUUUACAGGUGAAGAGUGUGACAUCGACAUCAAUGAAUGUGACAGUAACCCCUGCCAUCACGCCGGGACCUGCCUGGACCAGCCCAAUGGUUAUACAUGCCACUGCCCACGCGGCUGGGUAGGAGCAAACUGUGAAAUCCACAUCCAGUGGAAGUCCGGGCACAUGGCGGAGAGUCUCACCAACAUGCCCCGGCACUCCCUCUACAUCAUCAUCGGCGCCCUCUGUGUCGCCUUCAUCCUGAUGCUCAUCAUCCUGAUUGUGGGGAUUUGCCGCAUCAGCCGCAUCGAGUACCAGGGCUCUUCCAGGCCGGCCUACGAGGAGUUCUACAACUGCCGCAGCAUCGACAGCGAGUUCAGCAAUGCCGUGGCCUCCAUCCGGCAUGCCAGGUUUGGAAAGAAAUCCCGGCCUGCGAUGUAUGAUGUGACCCCCAUCGCCUAUGAGGAUUACAGCCCUGAUGACAAGCCCUUGGUCACACUGAUUAAAACAAAAGAUUUGUAA
Molecule: messenger RNA, 2223 nt
Organism: Mesoplodon densirostris (Blainville's beaked whale)
Lineage: Eukaryota; Metazoa; Chordata; Mammalia; Artiodactyla; Ziphiidae
Gene: DNER
Product: delta/notch like EGF repeat containing
Exons: 13
Coding region: 1-2223 (740 amino acids)
Biological process (GO): establishment or maintenance of epithelial cell apical/basal polarity; heterophilic cell-cell adhesion
Cellular component (GO): plasma membrane; protein-containing complex
Molecular function (GO): calcium ion binding
Source: RefSeq, a predicted model, not a curated record